Messenger RNA from Aspergillus wentii DTO 134E9, 1479 nucleotides. RefSeq names its product glucokinase glkA (gene glkA). The transcript has 2 exons. Gene Ontology annotation, biological process: glucose 6-phosphate metabolic process; glycolytic process; intracellular glucose homeostasis. Gene Ontology annotation, cellular component: mitochondrion; cytosol. Lineage: Eukaryota; Fungi; Ascomycota; Eurotiomycetes; Eurotiales; Aspergillaceae. Bases 1 to 1479 code for a protein of 492 amino acids. The record is from RefSeq and is a predicted model, not a curated record. Gene Ontology annotation, molecular function: mannokinase activity; D-glucose binding; ATP binding.
AUGUCGUCUGCUGUGCUGGACGAGGCUGCGCGUAUUGCGCGCGAGUUCGACUACCCCGCCGAGCAGGUGCGGCGGGGUGUCCAAGAGUACAUCCGGGAGAUGAACGAGGGGUUGUCGCAGGAGCACACAACCCUGAGCCAGAUCCCAACCUAUGUGACCUCUGUGCCUAACGGAACUGAAAAGGGUCUGUAUCUGGCGGUCGAUCUUGGUGGCACCAACUUCAGGGUGUGCUCGAUUGAUCUUCACGGAGAUACUACAUUCUCCCUCACACAGUCCAAGAUCAUGAUUCCCCGGGAAUUGAUGGCUUCUGGCACUUCCAAGGAUCUCUUCCUCUUCCUGGCCCGGCAAAUCGAGGCCUUCUUGCGGAUCCACCACAACGAGCACUUUGAAGCACACCUGAAACGCCGCCGCGAAGGGAACGCUGAACAGGAGAUGUUUGACCUGGGAUUCACCUUCAGUUUCCCCGUGCGUCAGUUGGGAAUUAACAAGGGUACCCUCAUUCGCUGGACGAAGGGCUUCAACAUUCCUGAUGCCGUGGGACAUGAUGUCUGUGCGUUGUUGCAGUCUGCCAUUGAUGACCUGGAUCUCCCAGUCCGCGUUGCUGCUCUUGUCAACGACACCGUGGGAACCUUGAUGGCCCGCUCUUACACAUCACCCGGUGAGACAGGAACACUGAUCGGUGCUAUCUUUGGUACUGGUACCAACGGUGCCUACCUCGAGAAGCUCGACCGGAUCGGUAAGAUGGCGUCAAUUGAACACUCGGAAUUUGAUAGCUCGACGGGUGAGAUGCUCAUCAACACUGAAUGGGGCAGCUUCGAUAACCACCUGAGUGUGUUGCCCAACACCGUGUACGACCGUGAUUUGGAUGCAGACAGCAACAACCCGGGUAUUCAGAUGUUUGAGAAGCGUGUCUCGGGCAUGUUCCUGGGCGAGAUUCUCCGACGAGCCCUGCUGGCCAUGCACCAGAAUGAGUCAACCAAACUGUUCAAGCCUAACAGCUCCUCAGACGUCUUCAUUCCCGAAGAAUCGGCCCUCUACAGACAAUGGGGCAUCGACACUAGCCUUCUGAGUUUGGUCGAGGCUGACAAGACCCCCAACUUGGACGAGGUCAAGGCCGCUCUGAAGGACCAUUUAAAGAUCGAACGGCCCAGCACUACCGAGUGCAAGGCCGUCCAAACCAUUGUGCACGCCGUCGGUAAGCGUGCUGCCCGAUUGAGCGCCGUGCCCCUCGCCGCUACCAUUAUUUCCACUGGCAAGUUGCAGACCGACGACGUGAUUGACAUCGGUGUCGACGGAAGUCUGGUCGAGUACUACCCCAACUUCGAGGGAUACAUUCGCGAGGCCUUCCGCGAGGUGCCUGAGCUGGGUGUCGAGGGCGAUAAGAAGGUGCGCAUCGGUAUCUCCAAGGAUGGUAGCGGAGUCGGUGCCGCAUUGAUUGCCCUGGUGGCCAGCAAACUGGAUCAGCAGAAAAAGAAAUGA